Messenger RNA from Gopherus evgoodei (Goodes thornscrub tortoise), 7107 nucleotides. RefSeq names its product lysine acetyltransferase 6B (gene KAT6B). Gene Ontology annotation, cellular component: nucleosome; MOZ/MORF histone acetyltransferase complex. The record is from RefSeq and is a predicted model, not a curated record. The coding region runs from base 821 to 6883 and encodes 2020 amino acids. The transcript has 20 exons. Gene Ontology annotation, molecular function: DNA binding; histone acetyltransferase activity. Gene Ontology annotation, biological process: nucleosome assembly; regulation of DNA-templated transcription. NCBI's taxonomy places the organism in Eukaryota, Metazoa, Chordata, Testudines, Testudinidae.
GGGGGUAGGUAAGGUUUUAAUGAGACUCCAUUGGGCUGUAAUCAGUGUCAUGUCGGAUUCACGUUAACUACAACAGGGUGAAACAAAAUGGCGGCGGCUUAGAAUGAAGCUAAGAUUGUGCAACUAUUUUUGCUGAAGCCUAGCUUUUGAUUUAAACACAGGCCAACCAUUGAAAAGAGAUGUCUUUUCUUGUACUGCAAGGAUCCAGGCACCUAAUUUAUGGACCCAUGCCUGCGCUGCUGCAAGAAUUAUGUGGGUGGGUCCUUCAUUGUCUCACCUUAAAGGGAGCUAUCUACUGACUACCUGAAUGGAGCUCGCAGACCCCUGGUGGUCCGUGAACUAUGGUUUGAGAACCUCUGGUCUAGAGCCAUUUAAAUUCAUCAGUAACUGGCCACUCUUCCACUAUUUACUGCCCAGCAGGAUUACCACAUGAGACCUGAUCUGGAGUUGAAACUUAAAGAGAGAAGAAAAAUAUUUUUCUGGAGAAUUGGAGAAUCAUCUACUUGUCAAGAGAACAGUCAGUUUAAAUGUUGAGUUCUAUUCCAUGUGGUGCUUUUAUCUUCCCUAAUAAGGAUGUACCUGUACCACCAGGAACAGUCUUUCUAGACUUCCAAGUUGAUAAAAUAAUAAGGAAUUUCAGUCAGCACGUGUUUCUGUGUCUCUUCUGAUUCCUGAAGGAUGGAUAUUUCUGAGAAACUGCAAAACAGCAUGUGGAACCCUGAUUGUUUUAGAGUUGUGAAUAACCUUGGAAAGAUUUGUUAAAAGAAUAAAGAGGAACCUCUAUGGGUAACUUUUGGCUGGAAGAUAUUAUUGGUCAACCAUGGUAAAACUUGCAAACCCACUUUAUACAGAGUGGAUUCUUGAGGCUAUACAAAAGGUUAAAAAGCAAAAGCAAAGGCCAUCUGAAGAAAGAAUUUGUCAUGCUGUGUGCGCUUCACAUGGAUUAGAUAAGAAAACUGUUUCGGAACAGUUGGAACUAAGUGUUCAAGAUGGCUCUAUUCUUAAAGUUACAAACAAAGGCCUUGCAUCCUACAAGGACCCAGAUAAUCCUGGGCGUUUUUCGUCUGUUAAACCUGGCACUCUUCCUAAAUCUGUUAAGGGAUCUAGAGGAGCCUCUAAUGAGCUUCGUAAUGUGGAUUGGAAUAAACUAUUGAGAAGAGCAAUCGAAGGGCUUCAGGAACCAAAUGGCUCCUCUCUGAAAAACAUAGAGAAAUAUUUGAGAAGUCAAAAUGACCUAGCAAGUAUUUUCAACAACCCUGUCUUUCAGCAGAGAUUACGGCUGGGGGCCAAGCGUGCUGUAAAUAAUGGGAGGUUAUUAAAGGAUGGACCUCAAUAUAGAGUGAAUUAUGGUAAUUUGGACAGUAAAGGAACUCCAAAAUAUUCCAGUGCUUUCCCAGCUUCUCUUCCUCCCGUAAGCCUUCUGCCCCAUGAAAAAGACCAGCCACGAGCUGAUCCCAUUCCAAUAUGUAGUUUCUGUUUGGGGACUAAAGAAUCAAAUCGUGAAAAAAAACCAGAAGAACUGCUCUCCUGCGCAGACUGUGGCAGCAGCGGGCAUCCAUCAUGUCUGAAAUUUUGUCCUGAGCUAACAACAAAUGUAAAGGCCUUAAGAUGGCAGUGUAUCGAAUGCAAGACAUGCAGUGCAUGUAGAAUCCAAGGCAAAAAUGCAGAUAACAUGCUCUUCUGUGAUUCUUGUGAUAGAGGGUUCCACAUGGAAUGCUGUGACCCACCACUUUCCCGAAUGCCUAAAGGGAUGUGGAUUUGCCAGGUCUGCAGACCAAAGAAGAAGGGAAGAAAACUACUUCAUGAGAAAGCUGCGCAAAUAAGACGACGAUAUGCAAAACCUAUUGGACGGCCGAAAAAUAAACUAAAGCAACGAAUGUUGUCUGUAACCAGUGAUGAAGGAUCCAUGAAUGCAUUCACAGGAAGGGGGUCACCUGGUAGGGGUCAAAAGACUAAAGUCUGUACCACACCUUCAUCUGGUCAUGCUGCAUCUGUGAAGGAUUCAAGCAGCAGAUUGCCUGUUACAGACCCCACUCGGCCUGGUGCCACCACCAAAAUCACCACCACCUCCACCUACAUAUCUGCCUCUACACUUAAAGUUAACAAGAAAACCAAAGGGCUCAUUGAUGGCCUUACUAAGUUUUUUACACCAUCACCCGAUGGUCGCAGAUCACGAGGUGAAAUAAUAGACUUUUCAAAGCACUAUCGUCCAAGGAAAAAGGUCUCUCAGAAACAGUCAUGCACUUCUCAUGUGUUGGCUACAGGUACCACACAAAAGCUAAAACCUCCACCUUCUUCACUUCCACCCCAAACUCCCAUCUCUGGUCAGAGCCCCAGUUCACAAAAAUCCUGCACUUCCACCUCUUCUAACUCUCCCCAAAGUUCUUCUAGUCAGUCAAGUGCACCCUCCUUUAGCAGCCUUCCUAAUAACAGUCAGCUAAAGGGACUCUUUGAUGGACUUUCUCAUAUUUAUACCACCCAGGGACAGUCUCGAAAAAAGGGACACCCGAGUUAUGCACCACCUAAGCGUAUGCGUCGUAAACCAGAGUUAUCUUCCACAUCAAAAUCUAAUACCCAUUUCUAUGGAAAGAAAGAGAUUAGAAGUAGGUUUAUUUCUCAUUCCUCCACAUCUGGAUGGGGUGUGUCUAGAGGACAUGCUUUUAAAGCAAUUGCUCACUUCAAGCGAACAACUUUCCUUAAAAAGCACAGGAUUCUAGGCAGAUUAAAGUAUAAAGUGACCCCUCAGAUGGGGACCCCCUCACCAGGGAAGGGGAGCUUGGCAGACGGAAGGAUUAAACCUGAUCAGGAUGAUGAUACAGAAAUCAAAAUAAGCAUCAAACAAGAAAAUACAGAUGUAAUUCUGGUGGGGAGCAAGGAAAUUGUUACAGAGGAGGAUGUGGAAGUUUUUAAGCAGGCUCGGGAACUUUCUCUGGAGAAAAUUGGAUGUAAAAACAGCAGUGAAACAAAUAGCCGGUACCCUUCAGUGAUAGAAUUUGGGAAGUAUGAGAUCCAGACCUGGUACUCUUCACCUUAUCCACAGGAAUAUGCAAGACUAUCAAAGCUUUACCUGUGUGAAUUCUGUCUUAAAUAUAUGAAAAGUAAAAACAUUUUGCUAAGACACUCAAAGAAGUGUGGUUGGUUCCAUCCUCCAGCCAAUGAAAUCUACAGAAGAAAUGAUCUUUCAGUAUUUGAGGUUGAUGGAAAUGUGAGCAAAAUUUAUUGCCAAAAUCUUUGCUUGUUAGCCAAGCUCUUUCUGGACCACAAAACGUUGUAUUAUGAUGUUGAGCCAUUCCUUUUCUAUGUUCUUACAAAAAAUGAUGAAAAAGGCUGUCACUUAGUUGGAUAUUUCUCUAAGGAAAAGCUUUGCCAGCAGAAGUACAAUGUCUCAUGCAUAAUGAUCAUGCCUCAAUAUCAAAGGCAAGGAUUUGGAAGGUUUCUCAUUGAUUUCAGUUAUUUACUUUCUAGAAGAGAGGGACAAGCAGGGUCUCCUGAAAAGCCGCUGUCUGAUCUGGGUCGUCUCUCAUACUUGGCCUACUGGAAAAGUGUCAUAUUAGAAUACCUUUAUUGCCAUCAUGAAAAACAUAUCAGCAUCAAGGGAAUGAGCCGAGCCACCGGAAUGUGUCCACAUGAUAUUGCCACAACCCUGCAACAGCACAGCAUGAUAGACAGGAGGGAAGACAGAUUUGUAAUAAUUAGAAGGGAAAAACUGAUCUCAAGCCACAUGGAGAAACUGAAAGCUAAUCCACGUGUCAAUGAAGUAGACCCUGAAAGUUUGAGAUGGACUCCACUGCUUGUUUCUAAUGCUGCGGUUUCUGAAGAAGAGAGGGAAGCUGAAAAAGAGGCUGAGCGUUUGAUGGAACAGGCUAGCUGCUGGGAAAAGGAAGAGCAAGAAAUAUUCUCCACAAGAACUAAUAGUAGGGAAUCACCUGCAAAAGUACAAUCUAAAAAUAAAUACUUGCGAUCUCCAGAGAGUGUGGCAGUGGUUGGAGAGCGAGGGCAAUCCACAGAGCAAUCUAAAGAAAGCAGUGAGGAUGAUGAAGGGGAUGGGAAUCAUCAAAAUUCACCUCCACGGCUGACCAAACCACAAUCACUGGCCAUAAAAAGAAAGAGACCUUUCAUCUUGAAAAAGAAAAGGGGUCGUAAACGCAGAAGGAUUAAUAGUAGCGUUACAACAGAGACAAUUUCUGAAACCACAGAGGUGUUGAAUGAGCCCUUUGAUCACUCGGAUGAAGAGCGACCCAUGCCACAGCUGGAACCUACUUGUGAGAUAGAUGGGGAAGGUGAUAAUUUAAAGCCUGUGAUCAGAAAAGUAUUCCAGUAUCAACCUGGUAGGCAGAACCAGGAGGAAGAAGAGGACAAAGAGGAGAAGGACAAUCAUUAUAAAAAUGAUGUUCAGUGUAGAAACAACACAGAGGAUGUAGCUGUCUUGGAAGAAAGCACUAAAGACAAUCCUGAACCUUUGAGGUGUAAACAAGGCUGGCCCAAAGGACUGAAGCGUGGUGCAUCUAAGUGGCGGCAGAACAAAGAAAGAAAGCCUGGUUUUAAACUUAAUUUAUACACUCCACCUGAGACUCCUAUGGAGCCUGACUGCCAGAUAAUAGUAGAGGAACAGAAGCAAGUAUCUGAAGUCAAGCCCAGCCAAGUUCCUGCUAUUGCAGAGGAGGAGAUUAAAGAGCCUGUUAAGAAUUUGCAGCCUCAAGAUGAGGUAAAAGAGCUGGAAUCUGAGCUUCUAAACCCACCCAGUGAACCCUUUGAAAUCAUAGAAAAUGAUCUAAUGAAAGUAGAGGAAGAAGAAAAAAAUGUAGAGGAAGAUGUUGCCAGUGCAAAAAAUCAAGAUAAAGAUCCACAGAAGGAAACGUGUGCGCAAAAAGAUGAACCUGAGCAUUUGGAUGAUCAUGAAGAGGAAGAGGAAGAAGAGGAAGAACCAUCUCACAAUGAGGAUCAUGAUGCAGAUGAUGAAGAUGAUAGCCAUAUGGGUUCAACAGAAGUGGAGAAAGAGGAGUUACCAGGAGAAGCCUUCAAAGAAGUGCUAGAGAACCAGGAGUCUUUUUUAGACUUAAAUGUACAAACUGGUAAUUCAAAUCAAGAGGACUUAAUGGACUGUGGUGUUGACCUUGCAGCUGAGUGUGAAGGUGACCAUAAAGAGCUUACUGAAGAUUCAGGGCCUGUGCCUGAAUCUGAUGAUGAUCAUACAGAUAAUAAUCAGGACCAAAAGGAGAGUGAAGAGUUAAAUUCUGAUUUCAAGGAAGAAAAUACUGAAACCAUGGAGAUUGAUUCAGAGACAGUACAAGCAGUCCAAUCUCUAACCCAGGAAACAAGUGAACAGGAAGAUGCGUUUCAGGACUGUUCAGAGACGCAAGAGGCAUGUAGAAGCCUGCAGAAUUAUACUCAUACUGACCAAAGUCCACAAAUGACCACACUGGAUGAUUGCCAACAAUCUGACCACAGUAGCCCAGUUUCAUCUGUCCAUUCUCAUCCUAGCCAGUCAGUUCGUUCUGUUAAUAGUCCAAACGUUCCUCCAUUAGAGAACAGUUAUGCUCAAAUCAGCCCAGAUCGAAGUGCCAUCUCUGUGCCAUCUUUACAGAACAUGGAGACCAGCCCAAUGAUGGAUGUCCCAUCAGUUUCUGAUCAUUCACAACAAGUUGUGGAUAGUGGGUUUAGUGAUCUAGGAAGCAUCGAGAGCACAACGGAAAACUAUGAAAACCCAAGCAGUUACGAUUCUACAAUGGGAAGUAGUAUCUGUGGAAACAACUCUUCCCAAAACAGUUGCUCAUAUAGCAACCUUACAUCUAGUAACCUAACACAGAGUAGCUGUGCAGUGACGCAGCAAAUGUCUAAUAUUAAUGGAAGCUGCAGUAUGAUGCAACAAACCAACAUCAAUUCUCCUCCUACCUGUAAUGUAAAAUCUCCUCAAGGCUGUGUUGUUGAGAGGCCACCAAGCAACAACCAACAGUUAUCUCAGUGCAGCAUGGCUGCUAAUUUUACACCACCUAUGCAGUUAACUGAAAUCCCAGAGACUGGCAAUGCCAACAUUGGCCUAUAUGAAAGAAUGGGUCAGAGUGAAUUUGGAGCAGGUCAUUACCCACAGCCAUCUGCCACCUUUAGCCUUGCCAAACUGCAACAAUUAACUAACACACUUAUGGAUCAUUCAUUGCCUUACAGCCAUUCAGCUGCUGUAACUUCCUAUGCAAACAGUGCCUCUUUGUCCACACCCUUAAGUAACACAGGGCUUGUUCAGCUUUCUCAGUCUCCACACACUGUUCCUGGCGGACCCCAAGCACAGGCUACUAUGACCCCGCCCCCUAAUCUUACUCCACCUCCCAUGAAUUUACCUCCUCCCCUUUUGCAACGUAACAUGGCAGCAUCAAAUAUUGGAAUAUCCCAUACCCAAAGACUGCAAACUCAGAUGGCCGGCAAAGGCCACGUGUCUGUGAGAACCAAAUCAGCCCCUUUGCCCUCAGCUGCAGCAGCCCAUCAGUCACAAAUCUAUGGGCGUGCUUCACAGACUGUGGCUAUGCAAGGACCCGCACGGACCUUAACGAUGCAACGCGGUAUGAAUAUGAGUGUAAAUUUGAUGCCAGCCCCCGCUUAUAAUGUCAAUUCAGUGAACAUGAAUAUGAACACCCUUAAUGCUAUGAAUGGAUAUAGUAUGUCCCAGCCCAUGAUGAACAGUGGAUAUCAUAGUAACCACGGAUAUAUGAAUCAAACACCCCAGUACCCUAUGCAGAUGCAGAUGGGAAUGAUGGGAACUCAGCCAUAUGCACAGCAACCAAUGCAGACAACACCACACAGUAACAUGAUGUACACUCCUCCAGGGCAUCAUGGCUACAUGAAUACUGGCAUGUCUAAACAGUCUCUUAAUGGAUCCUACAUGAGAAGGUAGGCUCUUUGGAGAGUCAGAUUACCAAACUGGCGUAUUGGAUUGAUCUGCACAAAUAGGAGAGUACGAUUUCAAAACCAGCAAUCGGUGUGAAUGCAAAAACAUUUAUUGGCACCAUGUUAAAAGCUGUAUGCAGCAGAAAGCCUUAUACAAGUUUUCUUUUCUUUUCUUUUUCUUUUUCUUUUUUUUUUUUUUGGACCUCUCUUUUUUGUUUUUGUUUUAGGGGG